ACUGAGGACCCGGCUCAACGCGAGCUUUGUUUCACAGCAGCCUGAGAAAAUUCCUUUCAUGUUACGUUCCACUGUGACCGGACUGAUCUGAGUUAAGAGGGCUUAAAGGGCUGACCGAAAACACUAGAUACCUCCACACUAGCAGCGAGGCACGGUCUGGUGCCUGUGGAGCGAGUCUGGGUGAUGGUGACUGUGAGCACAGUCGUGAAGUCUUUGGGCCUGCUUGUCGCAGAGCUCGUCAGCUCCAUCACCGACUGGUUCCAGACCAAACCGGAAUGGGCCAACCUAGAAGUACUGGAGGACACGGAGCUGAAGACCACCGGAGGCGUCCAUGAACGACACAAGGCCAGAACUCUGUGGGAGAAGACUGGAGCUGUGGUUAUGGUCGUACGGCGACCAGGAUGAUUAUUGUGCAGAGAGGAGGCUGCUGAGCUGUCCUCUCUCAAGUCCCAGCUGCAGGACCUUGAAGUCCCUCUUUUUGCCGUGGUGAAAGAAAACAUCGGCAAGGAGCUGGACUGCUUCAAGAAGUACUUCUCUGGGAAGGUCUACGUGGAUCAGCAGAGAAACUUCUACGGCCCUCAAAAGCGAUGGAUGUUUCUCUCCGUGUUCCUGCGUAUUGGCGUGUGGAGGAACCUCUGGCGGGCCUAUCGGAGGGGCUUCAGGGGGAACCUGAGAGGUGAAGGACUUGUCCUGGGUGGAGUCUUCGUCAUCGGACCAAGAGAUCAGGGUAUUCUACUGGAGCACCACGAGAAGGAGUUUGGGGAUAAGGUGAAUAUGCUGGCAGUACUCAGAACAGCCCGGAACAUGCGAGACAACGUGGCAAGAUAAGAUGUGUAAGCACGGGUUGUCAGCGUGUGACGAGUGUGAGCGUUUCCACAUGCCAUGUCUUUCAGUCUAAGCCGGGAUUUCCCCCCUGCACCAUCAAACAUGUAGUACUCAUAUUGCAAGGGGGUGUGUGUUAAGCAACGCAACAACUCACCGCUCCAGAUGUUCAUUUGCCCACUGUCUGCAUUUCUGGUGUUGGUCGUGUGAUGCUCCGCUGUGUGUUUUAAUGAAGAUCUGUUUCUGAAACUCUGCUGAGAGAACAGCUCCGAUGCCUGCACACACACACACACACACACAUGCGACACUCGAAACAAGACAGCGUUGGCCUGACACGAUGGAGAAAUAAACCACUGAAGUGAUCAAGUGCUUUUUCUGUUUGACAUCUAACAAUACAACAAUAAACAACUCAUGCUCGA
Molecule: messenger RNA, 1241 nt
Organism: Scophthalmus maximus (turbot)
Lineage: Eukaryota; Metazoa; Chordata; Actinopteri; Pleuronectiformes; Scophthalmidae
Product: peroxiredoxin-like 2A
Exons: 6
Source: RefSeq, a predicted model, not a curated record